AUGACGGAGGAUUACCAGGCUGAAUUUGAAUGCCUAAUGAACAAAGUGACAUCGAUUAGCGGACCUGUGUUGAUUUCGGUGUUCAUAGCUGGCCUAAAAGCUGAUAUUCAACGUGAGUUGCUUAUUUCCAUGCCCAAAACAUUGGUGGAAGCUUUUGCACUAGCGAGGGUUUAUGAAUCGAGGUACGCAGAGGCUACACCCAAGUACCGGGUAGCGAACCGAUGGGGUGGUAUUACAAACACAACACUUGAUUCGGGGGGCACAAGAAACACACAAGCUGGAACACCAACCAUAACAGGUAAAGUGGCUGGGAUCACAACCCAGAUUCGAAGUGAUAGUGUUCAGGUGGUGAAAGGGUCCAAAGGGUCCAUUCCAGUCAAGAAUAUUAGUCGGGCUGAGAUGAAGGAGCGACGACUCAAGGGCUUGUGCUAUAAUUGUGAUGAUAAGUGGUCUCCGUCCCAUAAAUGCGCUAAUUUGUUCUUGAUAUACGUAGGAUCAGAUGAGGACUUGGAAGAAAUUCCCGAGCCUUUAGAAGAGGAAGAGUUGACUAUCCAAGGCGAUGCUUCUAGUCUCAAUGCAUUAGCGGGCUCGGAUAGGCCUCGAUCGUUGCGAGUAUGGGGAAGAAUUAACGAGAAGCGUGUCCACGUGUUGAUAGACAGCGGGAGUACACAUAACUUCAUUCGGCCUGAAGUUGCAGAACGCUUGAGGUUACCGGUGGAACCUAUAGCACCUUUUAAGGUUUAUGUGGGGAGUGGCGACUCACUAGUUUGCCGAAAUCGAAGUCUAGAGUUAGCUCUAGAGAUGCAGGGGACGAGUUUCGAAGUCCCACUUUAUGUAUUACCUAUUCAAGGGCCCGAAAUUGUCCUGGGGAUGCCAUGGCUUCGUGAAUUAAGAAGGGUUGUUCAUGACUAUAAACAAUUAACCAUGGAAUUUGAAUGGAACGGUAACAGGUGGUCUACAGAAGCUGAAUUGGCAUUUAAUCAGCUAAAAGGGAUCAUGACUCAGACACCUUUGUUGCGAUUACCGGAUUUUGAAGUGACUUUUGUUGUCGAGGCAGAUGCUAGCGGAACAGGCAUUGGAGCGGUGCUAAUGCAACAAGGACAACCCAUUGCAUAUUUCAGCAAUAAAUUAGCACCAUGGGUCAGAAUAAGUUCCACAUAUAAUAGGGAGUUACACGCGAUUGCGGAGGCUUUACAGAAGUGGAGGCAAUAUCUUUUAGGUCGACACUUUGUGAUUAGGACUGAUCAGAGAAGUAUUAAAGAACUUCUUCUCCAGGUCGUGCACACACCGGAGCAGUAG
Striga hermonthica is the source of this 1299-nucleotide messenger RNA. Lineage: Eukaryota; Viridiplantae; Streptophyta; Magnoliopsida; Lamiales; Orobanchaceae. The record is from the annotation of a GenBank genome assembly.